AUGGGUUCUCACUUUAUACCUACAACUUCAAACGUUGUUUGUUAUGAGAAAAAAAAAGAUUUAUGUUUAGUUGCCAUGAAAUGUGGCGAGUCAAUAAUGUUUCAAGGAAAUGUUCUUGUUGCAUCUAUUUUUGGAGAAGCUAACAUUAUGGGUCAUAGAUUGCACAGUGUUGUUGCCUCAGAAAUUACAUCUGAAAAUCGAUUAUCAAUUGAUUUGAGCUCUAGUCUUACGUUCUAUCCAGUGUUUUCUCCAAAAACACAUUCCUUGUUAGAAAUAGAAUCAGUAGAAAGACAGGAGAUGAUUACGCGAAAAAUUUCACAUUCUGGAAUUAUAGCUUGUUCAACGACAACGUCGAUGAUUAACAAACUUUUAUCAAAUGUGAACUUUUCUGAAGAAAGAUAUGAUACGAUCCUUGUUUUACGAGAUUUUUCAUGGUGUGGUAUUCAAGAUAUAGAACAUGUUACAUCGUCAUGUUUCAAUAAUAUAUUUACCGACAAUCUCACGAAUAAUAAGAAAAUUGAUUGUAAUAAUGAGAUUGAACAAUCAAAACGUGAUUUGUUUAAUAUUAAAGGAUUUUAUCCGGUAACUAUACCACCCAUUGCUAUCAUUAGUGGACAUAAAAAUGUUGGGAAAUCAACAUUUUCUAGAUAUUUGGUUAACAAAUUGCUUAACGUUUGCCCCAAAGUUGCUUAUAUUGAAAGUGAUGUUGGACAAUCUGAAUUCACCCCUUGUGGGUUAGUAUCGCUAAAUAUAUUGAAUUCCCCUAUUUUUGGUCCUCCAUUUACACAUAUACAACAACCCUAUAGAUCAUAUUUCAUUGGACAUAAUUCUCCACGCGAUGAUCCCGACUAUUAUUUGGAUUGUUUGCGCGAAUUAGUUACAGUUUAUCGUCGUGACAUUGCUUGCGGUUCAGAGUACGGAAUGUACGAUGAUGGACAAGUACACGUUCCUCUAAUUAUUAAUACUCACGGAUGGAGCAAAGGAAUGGGCUAUGAUUUAUAUCUUCAUAUUAUAGGUUUUGCUAAACCAACACAUAUUUUUCAGUUUUAUUCUGCAACAUUCACCAAUCAAAACCUUCCAUCACUACCGGAAUAUAUUGUCUCACCUACUGACCAAGAACCGCCCAAAGUUUCUUUUGUUGAAGCAAUAGAAUCAUCCGAACGUUCUAAUCGGGCAUCCGAUCAUCGGCUAUUAACAUUAUUGUCAUACUUUUAUUCAACAAGUGCCAUGGCAGUAAAACAAGUAGAUACAAGAUGGUGGUGUUUUAACCUACCGUUGAUCCGUCGGGUACCAUGGUGUUUAGAUUGGAGAAAAGGGUUGACUGAGGGGGUUUUUAUGUUAUCCGGAGAGGUGCCUCUAAGUCAACUUUUGUACGCGUUAAAUGGUUCGAUAGUAGGAUUAAUUGGCGAUAUCGAUAAUCCUUAUACAAGUGAACAAGUUGACAAAGGCGUAAUAUUCGUAAAAGAAUUAAAAGAUUCGCGAUCACGAAUACAACCUCCGAAUUAUUUUCCUUGUCCUGAUUUUCCUCCACCUUCACCAACUAAACAUAAUUGUUUGGGGUUGGCAAUUAUAAGAUCGAUCGAUCCUGCAUCCCAUUCAUUUCACGUUCUUUCGCCACUACCUUCGUCAGUUCUUUUUAAAACAAAUGCCAUAGUUAAAGGAACUUUAGAACUUCCAGUAUGGUUUAUGCUGGAUCAUAUUACAAACAGCUCACUGGGUGUUUGUGGUAUUCCAUGGAAAAGUGUUCCCUACCUGAGAGUUGAAGCAGGAGAAGGUAUUGGAUAUGCGGCUCCAAAAGUAAGGAGAAAUAUUAGAAGACGUGGUCAAGAGAACCAAAACAUUUAA
Molecule: messenger RNA, 1845 nt
Organism: Funneliformis geosporum
Lineage: Eukaryota; Fungi; Glomeromycota; Glomeromycetes; Glomerales; Glomeraceae
Source: the annotation of a GenBank genome assembly